Molecule: messenger RNA, 1056 nt
Organism: Protobothrops mucrosquamatus (brown spotted pit viper)
Lineage: Eukaryota; Metazoa; Chordata; Lepidosauria; Squamata; Viperidae
Product: complement C5
Exons: 8
Coding region: 180-833 (217 amino acids)
Cellular component (GO): extracellular region
Molecular function (GO): protein binding
Source: RefSeq, a predicted model, not a curated record
UUGUCCCAUGUAGAUACAAACCUCGAAGGAGGACAGGAAUAUUCUCCUCUCCCCACGCAGUGAUAGAUAUUUCUCUUCCCAACGGCCUGGAAGCAAAUACAGAGGACUUGUCUCUUCUUUCGAAUAGUGUUGACCAGCUGAUUUCGAAUUAUGAGAUAACGCCCGAUGGACAUGUCGUCAUGCAGGUGGACUCGAUUCCAGGAAACGAGUUCCUGUGCGUCGGUUUCCGAACAAUUGAAAUUUACCGGGUUGGAAUGCCAAGUCCAGGAACCUUCUCGGUGUAUGACUAUCACGACCCCGAAAAACGGUGCACCAUUUUUUAUAACGCUUACGGAGAAGAAUCUCUUGUUAAAUUAUGUGAAGGCAGCGAAUGCAAAUGUAUGGAAGCGGAAUGUGGACAUAUGCAGCCCCGGAUGGACACCUCCAUAACUUUGGAUACCCGGAAAGAGGCCGCUUGCCAGCAGAACAUUGCCUAUGUUUACAAAGUGGUUAUCAAAUCAUCCAAGGAAGAGGGGAGCUUUGUUAAAUACAACGCAGUCCUCCUGGAACCCUAUAAACUAGGGGUGACUUUUGCCGAGAAGAACACAGAAAUCAUCUUUAUUAAAAAGAGCUCCUGUACGGACAUCCAGCUGAAUCCAACGCAGAAUUACUUGAUCAUGGGAAAAGAGGCAUUGAAGACAGGACAGGACGCCAAUGCCAGAUACCAGUAUCCUUUGGACGAUUCGACGUGGAUUGAGUGGUGGCCGUCCUCAAAUGCCGACUGUGGGUUUUGCCAGGCAUUUACAGAUUCAUUGGAGGAAUUUGCAGAGGAUCUCUUUCUCAUCGGUUGUUAAAAACUCCUCAGAAGACCUGCAACAGGUCUCCGGCUUCCUGUAACUAGCAUUUUUGACAAUUUCUUAUGGACUUGCAUACUCCUAAGCAAGUAGGGAUAUGAUCAUGCUUUAGAUCAGGGCUCUCCAAACCUGGCAACUUUAAGAUGUGUGGACUUCAGCUCCUAGAAUUCCUCAUCCAUCAUAGGUGACUUUGGGACCAAUCACCAGGAGAUGGUGAGUUCUA